Molecule: messenger RNA, 2380 nt
Organism: Nicotiana tabacum (common tobacco)
Lineage: Eukaryota; Viridiplantae; Streptophyta; Magnoliopsida; Solanales; Solanaceae
Product: poly [ADP-ribose] polymerase 2
Biological process (GO): double-strand break repair; protein poly-ADP-ribosylation
Cellular component (GO): nucleolus
Molecular function (GO): NAD+ poly-ADP-ribosyltransferase activity
Source: RefSeq, a predicted model, not a curated record
CCGAACGUCAAAAGGAGCCCCGCGCAAAAGCGUGCGCUGCACAAAUAUACAAACACUCUUCCUUUGCAAGCUUUUCCCCAUUCACUAGCAAAGUAUAUAAGUAGUUUUCAAUCCUCUCCAAUUCCUUAGCGCUGAAAAUUUCAACAACUUCAAAACAUUCAAACAAUGGCCACCAUUAACAAGCUUAAAGUGGAUGGCCUCCGUAAGCAACUUUCAAGUCGCGGUCUUGACACCACUGGAAACAAACCCAUUUUGGUAAGGAGGUUAGAGGAGGCAAUUGAAGAGGAGGAAAACAAGAAACAAUUAAACGAUGAUAGAAAGAGAUUGAGGGAUGAUGAUUGUGAUUCAAAUGGGAAGAAGAUGAAGACUCUGACUGUGGAGGAGGAGUAUAAGAAGAUGAGUGUUAAGGAGUUAAGGGAGUUAGCCACUUCUCUUGGGGUUUCCACUAAUGGGUCAAAGAAAGAACUUGUUGAGAGGCUUUGUGCUGCUUCUGAUUCACAGAAUGACAUGUCAAAAGAUAAUGUUGGAGAUGGGGAUGAAGGUGAGAGAGAGAAAUUGAUCACAGCAACAAAGAAGGGUGCAGCUGUUUUGGAUCAUUACCUGCCAGAUGACAUCAAGACACGUUACCAUGUCCUGCAACAAGGCAAUGAGAUUUAUGAUGCCAUAUUGAACCAAACAAAUGUUGGGAACAACAAUAACAAGUUCUAUAUCAUUCAAGUUCUAGAGAAUGAUAAUGGUGGGAACUUCCUAGUGUAUACUAGAUGGGGCAGAGUUGGUGCAAAGGGUGGAACGAAGAUCAAUGGUCCCUAUACGUCUGCAGAUGCUGCCACCUCUGAGUUUGAGAGCAAGUUCUAUGACAAGACCAAGAACUAUUGGUCUAACCGGAAAGAUUUUGUUUGUCAACCAAAGCAAUAUACUUGGUUGGAAAUGGACUAUGAUGAAACUGGGAAAGAGUCAUCUGUCCAAGAACUGUCCAACUCAAUACUACAAAGUCAACCUCAUGAGACUAAGCUAGAGGCCCGGAUUGCAAAGUUCAUAUCUCUUAUUUGCAAUGUCAAUAUGAUGAGGCAGCAAAUGAUGGAAAUAGGGUACAAUGCUAACAAGUUGCCACUCGGUAAAUUAAGCAAAACAACUAUUUUAAAGGGCUAUGAUGUCUUGAAAAGGAUUUCUGAUGUAAUUGGCCAGUCCAACAGAAAACUGCUUGAAGAUUUGACCAGUGAAUUCUAUACAGUCAUUCCUCAUGAUUUUGGCUUCAAGAAGAUGCGUGAGUUUAUCAUCGACACCCCUCAGAAGUUAAAACGCAAAAUUGAAAUGGUCGAAGCUCUUGCUGAAAUUGAAGUUGCAACUAAGUUAUUGGAAGAUAACACAGAGAUACAGGAUGAUCCUUUGUAUUAUCAAUAUGAACAACUUCGUUGCAAACUUAUUCCAGUUGAAGUUGGUACCCAGGAAUAUUUCAUGAUUGAGAAUUACAUGAAGAAUACUCAUGCAAAAACACAUUCUGGUUAUACUGUCGGUAUUGUUCAAAUAUUUAGGGCGUCAAGAGGUGAUGAAACUGAAAGAUUCCAGAAGUUCUCGAAUACAAGUAAUAGGAUGCUUUUAUGGCAUGGUUCUCGGCUGACAAACUGGGCUGGCAUUCUUUCACAGGGUUUACGAAUUGCUCCUCCAGAGGCACCUUCGACUGGGUAUAUGUUUGGUAAAGGUGUUUAUUUUGCUGAUAUGUUCUCCAAAAGUGCAAAUUAUUGCUAUGCAUCCUCUACUGCUAGGGAUGGUGUGCUUCUGUUAUGUGAGGUUGCUCUUGGUGACAUGAAUGAGCUUCUGUCAUCAAACUACAAUGCUGAUAAGUUGCCUUUGGGAAAGCUAAGCACCAAAGGAGUCGGUGCUACUGCUCCAGAUUUUUCAAAAGGUCAUCUACUUGAAGAUGGUGUCGUCGUUCCUUUGGGAAAGCCAAAGAAGCAACCAGACCACAAGGGACAUUUGUUGUAUAACGAGUACAUAGUUUACAACGUGGAACAAAUAAGGAUGCGCUACAUUAUCCAGGUUGAGUUCAAUUAUGGGAGAUAAUCACUCUAAAUAUAUGGUUAUAGAUUUUCAUCUUAGUUUUGACAAUCAGAAUAUUGUUUAGGUAUUUUAUCAUGUAAAUUUAUACUUUUGAUCGUCUAUGUGAUUAUAGCAAAGGUAGCACGAGAAAACUUUGCCAGAAAUGAGUGGUUAUGCUUAUAGUGAAUUCUCCCUUUUCCGGGCCUGAGAUACUAGGUAGUGGUAUUCCCUUAAGUAUUUUUGUUUAUGUAGAGUUUUGUUGAUUUGGAUGUAUCUAGUAUUACUGAACAAGAUUCACAAGCUAUUAGCAAGGGUUAAUUUGAAAUGCAAAACCUGUUCUAUA